UGCGCGCCCGCGGCGCUCCAUCCCAAACACACACACAUUUUUCCCCCGGACUUGGAAAGUCACCCAAAGCCGCCCCAAGUGCAGGCAAGCAGACCUCGCUGACUGAAGGCAAAGACCCCUUCCACCUCACCUGCCCUUCUGGCCGCCACGGUUGUCGAGCCCUCCUGUAGAAGGGGAUCCCGCAGCUCCAGCAUUGGAGUGGACUUCGGACCCCGGCCUCUUGGGAUGCAAAGGAUGAAGUGACGCCCUUAUUCUGAAAGAGGAGCCUCCAGGACCCGCUACGAGAGUUUGGGACCAAAGAGAGGAGAAUGGAUCUUGGUACAGCUGAAAGCACCCGGUGCACCGACCCGCCCGCAGGCAAGCCGGCGAUGGCGGCCAAGCGCAAAGGCGGCCUGAAGCUCAACGCCAUCUGCGCCAAGCUGAGCCGCCAGGUGGUGGUGGAGAAGGGGGCGGAGGCGGGCCCCCCGGCCGAGGGCAGCCUGCUGCGGCCACGGGACCGAGAGGCUGGCGUGGCCCGGGGUGCCCGCAGCGAGGAAGACAAGAGGCGGGCGGUGAUCGAGAAGUGGGUCAACGGCGAGUACAGCGAGGAGCCCGCGCCUGUGCCCAGCCUGGGGCGGAUCGGCCGCGAGGGCCUGGAGCUGCCCCCCGAGGGCGUGUACAUGGUACAGCCCCAGGGCUGCAGCGAUGAGGAAGACCAUGGCGAUGAGCCCCCCAAGGAUGGCAGCGGUGUCGCAGAGGAGAAGGAGCCUGAUGGCACAGCCUCCAAGGAUGACAGCGGCCCCGGUGCCAAGCAGGCUUCAGGAGAGGCCUCCUCGCUCCGGGACUACGCGGCUUCUACCAUGACUGAGUUCCUCGGCAUGUUUGGCUAUGAUGACCAGAACACGAGGGACGAGCUAGCCAGGAAGAUCAGCUUCGAGAAGCUGCACCCGGGCUCCACCCCCGAAGUGGCCACCUCCUCCAUGCUGCCCGCCUCCGAGGACGCCCUCAGCAAGCGGGCACGCUUCUCCAAAUACGAGGAGUACAUCCGCAAGCUCAAGGCCGGCGAGCAGCUCUCCUGGCCGGCCCACAGCACCAAGGCCGAGGAGCGGGCGGGCAAGGAGGUGGCGGGGCCCCUGCCCGGCCUGCGGCUGCCCAGCAGCACAGCUCACCUGGAGACCAAGGCCACCAUCCUGCCCCUGCCCUCACACAGCAGUGUCCCCAUGCAGGGCCUGGUGGCCCGCGCCUCCAAGUAUGACUUCUUCAUCCAGAAACUGAAGACAGGCGAGAACCUGCGGCCCCAGAACGGUAGCACCUACAAGAAGCCAUCCAAGUACGACCUGGAGAAUGUCAAAUACCUCCAUCUCUUCAAACCUGGGGAGGGCAGCCCCGACAUGGGCGGGGCCAUUGCCUUCAAGACGGGCAAGGUGGGGCGCCCCUCCAAGUACGACGUCCGGGCCAUCCAGAAGCCGGGCCCCCCCAAGGUUCCGCCCACCCCCAGCCUGGCUCCUGCGCCCCUCCCCAGCGUGCCCAGUGCUCCCAGUGCCCCUGGGCCAGGACCUGAGCCACCUGCCUCCCUGCCCUUCAACACUCCCGAGUACCUGAAGUCGACCUUCUCCAAAACAGACUCCAUCACCACGGGGACCGUCUCCACUGUCAAGAACGGAUUGCCCACAGAUAAACCAGCUGUCACCGAAGAUGUAAACAUUUACCAGAAAUAUAUUGCCAGGUUCUCGGGCAGUCAGCACUGUGGCCACAUCCACUGCGCCUACCAGUACCGCGAGCACUACCAUUGCCUGGACCCCGAGUGCAACUACCAGAGGUUCACGAGCAAGCAGGACGUGAUCCGCCACUACAACAUGCACAAGAAACGCGACAACUCCCUGCAACACGGCUUCAUGCGCUUCAGCCCCCUGGACGACUGCAGUGUGUACUACCACGGCUGCCACCUGAACGGGAAGAGCACGCACUACCACUGCAUGCAGGUGGGCUGCAACAAGGUGUACACCAGCACGUCAGACGUGAUGACCCAUGAGAACUUCCACAAGAAGAACACCCAGCUCAUCAACGACGGCUUCCAGCGCUUCCGAGCCACCGAGGACUGCGGCACGGCCGACUGCCAGUUCUACGGGCAGAAGACCACCCAUUUCCACUGCAGGCGCCCCGGCUGCACGUUCACCUUCAAGAACAAGUGUGACAUCGAGAAGCACAAGAGCUACCACAUCAAGGACGACGCGUACGCCAAGGACGGCUUCAAGAAGUUCUACAAGUACGAGGAGUGUCGGUACGAGGGCUGCGUGUACAGCAAGGCCACCAACCACUUCCACUGCAUCCGCGCGGGCUGUGGCUUCACCUUCACCUCCACCAGCCAGAUGACCUCCCACAAGCGCAAGCAUGAGCGCAGGCACGUCCGCUCCUCGGGCGCGCUGGGGCUGCCGUCCUCGCUGCUGGGCGCCAAGGACACGGAGCACGAGGAGUCGAGCAACGACGACCUGGUCGACUUCUCGGCCUUGAGCAGCAAGAACUCCAGCCUGAGCGCCUCCCCGACCAGCCAGCAGUCCUCCGCCUCCCUGGCCGCCACCACUGCCACCGCCGAGGCCAUGCCCUGCGCCUCCAAGCCUCCCAACAGCAAGAUCUCCGGGCUGCUGUCCCAGGGCCUGCCCGCUUCCAUCCCGCUGGCGCUGGCCCUCUCCAACUCGGGCCUGCCCACCGCCGCCCCCUACUUCCCCAUCCUGCCGGGUCGGAGCGGCGCCUCCCUGCCCGUGGGCACCCCCGGCCUCCUGGGUGCCAUGUCAUCUGGGGCAGCGGCCACAGCAGCCGCUGACACGCCUGCUCUGGCUGCCUCGGGAGCCGGUGACUCUGCCCCAGCGGCUGCCACCUCUGUCCCGGUGCCCCCUGCCUCCAUCAUGGAAAGGAUCUCAGCAAGCAAGGGUCUCAUCUCACCCAUGAUGGCCAGGCUGGCCGCCGCCGCCCUCAAGCCCUCUGCCACCUUUGACCCAGGAAACGGGCAGCAGGCCACCCCCACCAGGUUCCCCCCAGCCCCAGUGAAGCAGGAGCCCGGUGAGAACGCUGGCGCCCCGGUUCCCCACGAGGUCUCCCAGGACCGCAGUUUAGACCUGACUGUGAAGGAGCCCAGUAAUGAAUCAAAUGGCCACGCAGUCCCGGCAAAUUCAUCUCUUUUAUCCUCGCUUAUGAAUAAGAUGUCUCAGGGCAACCCGAACCUCGGCAGCCUGUUGAACAUCAAGACGGAAGCGGAGGGCAGCGCCGCCGUGGAGUCCUCGCCCUUCCUGGGCAAGGCUGUGAAGGCGCUGGUUCAGGAGAAGCUGUCUGAGCCCUGGAAGGUGUACCUUCGAAGGUUUGGCACCAAGGACUUCUGUGAUGCCCAGUGUGACUUCCUUCACAAGGCCCACUUCCACUGCGUGGUGGAGGAGUGCGGCGCGCUUUUCAGCACCCUGGACGGGGCCAUCAAGCACGCCAACUUCCACUUCCGGACGGAGGGAGGAGCAGUGAAGGGAAACGCAGAGGCCUCCUUCCCCGCCUCGGCUGCUGAGACCAAACCUGCCUUGGCCCCCUCGUCCCCUCCAGCGCCUCCUGUCACCACAGCCACGGUUUCCUCUCUGGAGGGUCCCACUCCCAGCCUGGCCGCCGUGCCCUCCACCCCCACGCUGCUCGCCUGGAAGCAGCUGGCUUCCACCAUACCCCAGCUGCCUCAGAUCCCAGCGUCGGUGCCUCACCUGCCCACCUCGCCCUUGGCAACGACUUCUCUAGAAAACGCCAAGCCCCAGGUCAAACCCGGAUUCCUCCAGUUCCAGGAGAAGUGAGUCCCUCGAUGAGCCGGGAGUCCCGUGUCCCCCGCGUGUCUCGGGAGUAGGUGCUAGCAAGGGCGGCGAGGGGGCCCUGCUCCUUACCCUGCAGUCAGCCCCGGCUGUCCCCAGCAUCUCUGGGACACCAACUUCGGGCGAUGUCCUUCUAGCCAAAGAGGCUGCUGCUCUGACCCCCUGCCUGUUCCCAGAGCGGCCAGCUGGGGUGGGGGGAGAUGGUGGUGGUCGUGGCCGCUGUUCCAGAGGGGCAGUGUUGACGCUGUGAGGACCAGCUUAGGUGGGCUGGGAGUGGUGGUCCUCGCCCGGCAAGGAGGGCUACGUCUCGCCCUGGGCCUCCUUGUUGAUCUCUGUGGCUCGCGCCCACGGCUGAGCCGCUGCAGAACAAGCGAAGUCAUGGGUGGGGGGCGAGGGGGCUAGCCCCCCCACCCAGGCCCUCACCCAUCUGCACGAUGGUCUGAGCUCUCAGGGGUGGAAGGGCCCUUCCUCACUGGAUGGUGGUGGCGCCUUGUGGCGAGAACGGUGACUCUGUAUCGUUACGUGUGCGGCUUCCUGUUCUCAAUAAAAGUAAUAAAUUGGACGUGAACACACACCACCUGAGUGGCAGCUGUCCUCCCUCUCUGAGCACCUGCGGCUGGGCUUUUGGCAUGGAAGGGCACCUGCGCUCCUCUCCGUCCCUUCCCCAGCUUCCCUCCCUCCGUUCCACCUCCCCUCAGCGGCAGCUCUCUUAGUUUCCCCA
This is a messenger RNA of Ailuropoda melanoleuca (giant panda), 4533 nucleotides long. It is a transcript of the gene CASZ1, whose product is annotated as castor zinc finger 1. NCBI's taxonomy places the organism in Eukaryota, Metazoa, Chordata, Mammalia, Carnivora, Ursidae. The record is from RefSeq and is a predicted model, not a curated record. Gene Ontology annotation, molecular function: RNA polymerase II transcription regulatory region sequence-specific DNA binding; DNA-binding transcription factor activity, RNA polymerase II-specific. Gene Ontology annotation, biological process: positive regulation of transcription by RNA polymerase II; regulation of neuron differentiation. The coding region runs from base 309 to 3797 and encodes 1162 amino acids. Gene Ontology annotation, cellular component: nucleus. The transcript is spliced from 16 exons.